ACCUAUAAAACCUAAAUGCUCAUCAUCAACGACACCAACACCGACACCGUCAUGUUGUCAAUUACGUGGUAGUCCAGGGUGGAAUGACAAGAAUCAUUUACCUGGUUCUGUAGCUAGUAUAGUUACAAAUGACAAAACCCCGCAAGAUUGCUGUAAAGCAUGUAUAGCGGAUACGAAUUGUUUUCAAUGGGCUUUUAAUGAGGUUUUUUGUCAUACGUACCAUGACCUCGAUAAUACUUGUUCAACAGAAACCAUAUCGCUAAGCGCAUCUAAUGCGGAAGGUGGUAUUAUUCGUUGUAAUGAUGGCAGUGGCA
Molecule: messenger RNA, 314 nt
Organism: Racocetra persica
Lineage: Eukaryota; Fungi; Glomeromycota; Glomeromycetes; Diversisporales; Gigasporaceae
Source: the annotation of a GenBank genome assembly